Dipodomys ordii (Ord's kangaroo rat) is the source of this 5478-nucleotide messenger RNA. RefSeq names its product sodium channel, voltage gated, type IV alpha subunit (gene Scn4a). Gene Ontology annotation, biological process: membrane depolarization during action potential; sodium ion transmembrane transport; neuronal action potential. Bases 1 to 5478 code for a protein of 1825 amino acids. Gene Ontology annotation, molecular function: protein binding; voltage-gated sodium channel activity. Lineage: Eukaryota; Metazoa; Chordata; Mammalia; Rodentia; Heteromyidae. Gene Ontology annotation, cellular component: axon; voltage-gated sodium channel complex; plasma membrane. The transcript has 24 exons. The record is from RefSeq and is a predicted model, not a curated record.
AUGGCUAGCACAUCCCUGCCCAACCUGGUGCCCAUUGGCCCAGAUUGCUUGCGCCCCUUCACCCGGGAGUCCCUGGCAGCCAUAGAACAGCGGGCAGUGGAGGAGGAGGCCCGGCUGCAGCGGAACAAGCAGAUGGAAAUAGUGGAGCCAGAGCGGAAGCCACGCAGUGACCUAGAAGCUGGCAAGAAUCUGCCUCUCAUCUAUGGGGACCCACCACCGGAAGUCAUUGGCAUCCCCCUGGAGGACUUGGACCCCUACUACAGUGACAAAAAGACCUUCAUCGUGCUCAACAAGGGCAAGUCCAUCUUUCGCUUCUCUGCCACGCCUGCGCUCUACAUCCUGAGCCCCUUCAGCAUCAUCAGGCGUGGGGCCAUCAAGGUGCUUAUCCACUCGCUGUUCAGCAUGUUCAUCAUGAUCACCAUCUUGACCAACUGUGUGUUCAUGACCAUGAGUGACCCGCCGCCCUGGUCCAAGGAUGUGGAGUACACCUUCACAGGGAUCUACACGUUUGAGUCCCUCAUCAAGAUGUUAGCCCGGGGCUUCUGCAUCGAUGACUUCACAUUCCUGAGGGACCCCUGGAACUGGCUGGACUUCAGUGUCAUCAUGAUGGCGUAUCUGACAGAGUUCGUGGACCUAGGAAACAUCUCAGCCCUGAGAACCUUCCGGGUACUGCGGGCCCUGAAAACCAUCACUGUCAUCCCAGGGCUGAAGACCAUUGUGGGGGCCCUGAUCCAGUCAGUGAAAAAGCUGUCCGACGUGAUGAUCCUCACCGUCUUUUGCCUAAGUGUCUUUGCCCUGGUGGGACUGCAGCUGUUCAUGGGGAACCUCCGUCAGAAGUGUGUGCGCUGGCCCCCACCCUUCAACGACACCAACACCACCACAUGGUACAGCAAUGACACGUGGUACGGCAAUGACACGUGGAACAGCCACGAGAGCUGGGCCAGCAACUCCACUUUUGACUGGGAUGCCUACAUCAGUGACGAAGAUAACUUCUAUUUCCUGGACGGUUCCAAUGAUGCCCUGCUCUGUGGGAACAGCAGUGAUGCUGGGCAUUGCCCUGAGGGGUAUGAAUGCAUGAAGGCUGGCCGGAACCCCAACUAUGGCUACACCAGCUACGACACCUUCAGCUGGGCCUUCCUGGCUCUCUUCCGCCUCAUGACCCAGGACUACUGGGAGAACCUCUUCCAGCUGACCCUUCGAGCAGCUGGCAAGACCUACAUGAUCUUCUUUGUGGUUAUCAUCUUUCUUGGCUCCUUCUACCUCAUCAAUCUGAUCCUGGCAGUGGUGGCCAUGGCCUAUGCAGAGCAGAAUGAGGCCACCCUGGCGGAGGACCAGGAGAAAGAGGAAGAGUUUCAGCAGAUGCUUGAGAAAUUCAAAAAGCACCAGGAAGAGCUGGAGAAGGCCAAGGCUGCCCAGGCUCUGGAAAGUGGAGAGGGAAAUGGGGACCAGGCCCACAACAAAGACUGCAAUGGCAGCCUGGACACGUCAGCGGGGGAGAAGGGGCCCCCGAGGCCUAGCUGCAGUGCAGACAGUGCCAUCUCUGAUGCUAUGGAAGAGCUGGAAGAGGCCCACCAGAAGUGCCCACCUUGGUGGUACAAGUGCUCACACAAAGUGCUCAUAUGGAACUGCUGUGCCCCGUGGGUAAAGUUCAAGCACAUAAUCCACCUGAUCGUCAUGGACCCCUUCGUGGACCUGGGCAUCACCAUCUGCAUCGUGCUCAACACCCUCUUCAUGGCCAUGGAGCAUUACCCCAUGACAGAGCACUUUGACAACGUGCUCUCUGUUGGCAACCUGGUCUUCACUGGCAUCUUCACUGCAGAGAUGGUGCUGAAGCUGAUCGCCAUGGAUCCCUAUGAGUAUUUCCAGCAGGGCUGGAACAUCUUUGACAGCAUCAUUGUCACCCUCAGCCUGGUGGAGCUGGGCCUGGCCAAUGUGCAGGGGCUGUCGGUGCUUCGCUCCUUCCGUCUGCUGCGGGUCUUCAAGCUAGCCAAGUCAUGGCCAACGCUCAACAUGCUCAUCAAGAUCAUCGGCAACUCAGUGGGGGCGCUGGGCAACCUGACAUUGGUGCUGGCCAUCAUCGUGUUCAUCUUUGCUGUGGUGGGCAUGCAGCUGUUUGGCAAGAGCUACAAGGAGUGUGUGUGCAAGAUCGCCUCAGACUGCAGCCUGCCCCGCUGGCAUAUGCAUGACUUUUUCCACUCCUUCCUCAUCGUCUUCCGCAUCCUGUGUGGGGAAUGGAUCGAGACCAUGUGGGACUGCAUGGAGGUGGCUGGCCAGGCCAUGUGUCUCACAGUCUUCCUCAUGGUCAUGGUCAUCGGCAACCUGGUGGUCCUGAACCUGUUCCUGGCUCUCCUGCUGAGCUCCUUCAGCGCUGAUAGCCUGGCAGCCUCGGAUGAAGAUGGCGAGAUGAACAACCUACAGAUCGCCAUCGGGCGCAUCAAGUGGGGUAUUGGCUUCGCCAAGGCCUUCCUCCUGGGGCUGCUGCAUGGCAAGGUCCUGAGCCCCAAGGACAUAAUGCUGAGCCUUGGGGAGCCUGGGGGCACUGGAGAGGCUGGAGAAGCUGGGGACAGUGCCCCUGAGGAUGAGAAGAAGGAGCUGCCGCCCGAUGAGGGGGACAAGGACCUGAAGAAGAACAAUCACAUCCUCAACCACGUGGGCCUGGCUAACGGCACACCUACCAGCAUCGAGCUGGACCACCUCAACUUCAUCAAUAACCCUUAUCUGACUAUCCAGGUGCCCAUUGCCUCCGAGGAGUCAGAUCUAGAGAUGCCCACUGAGGAGGAGACUGACACAUUCUCAGAGCCUGAGGACAUCAAGAAGCCGCCUCCACCCCUCUAUGAUGGGAACUCCUCCGUCUGCAGCACAGCUGACUACAAGCCUCCUGAGGAAGACCCUGAGGAGCAGGCCGAGGAGAACCCCGAGGGAGAGCAGCCUGAGGAGUGCUUCACUGAAGCUUGUGUGCAGCGAUGUCCCUGCCUCUAUGUGGACAUCUCCCAGGGCCGUGGGAAGAUGUGGUGGACCCUUCGCAGGGCCUGCUUCAAGAUUGUUGAGCACAACUGGUUUGAGACCUUCAUUGUCUUCAUGAUUCUGCUCAGCAGUGGGGCUCUAGCCUUCGAGGACAUCUAUAUCGAGCAGCGGCGUGUCAUCCGCACCAUCCUGGAAUACGCAGACAAGGUCUUCACCUACAUCUUCAUCGUGGAGAUGCUGCUCAAGUGGGUGGCAUACGGCUUCAAGGUGUACUUCACCAACGCCUGGUGCUGGCUUGACUUCCUCAUCGUGGAUGUCUCCAUCAUCAGCCUGGUAGCCAACUGGCUGGGCUAUUCUGAGCUGGGACCCAUCAAAUCUCUGCGCACACUGAGGGCCCUGCGUCCCCUGAGAGCGCUGUCUCGAUUUGAGGGCAUGAGGGUGGUCGUGAACGCCCUCUUGGGAGCCAUCCCCUCCAUCAUGAAUGUGCUGCUGGUGUGCCUCAUCUUCUGGCUUAUCUUCAGCAUCAUGGGCGUCAACCUGUUUGCUGGAAAGUUCUACUACUGCAUCAACACCACCACCUCAGAGAGGUUCGACAUCUCGGAGGUCAACAACAAGUCACAGUGUGAAAGCCUCAUGCACACAGGCCAGGUCCGCUGGCUCAACGUCAAGGUCAACUACGACAACGUGGGUCUGGGCUACCUCUCGCUCCUGCAGGUGGCCACCUUCAAGGGCUGGAUGGACAUCAUGUAUGCAGCUGUGGACUCUCGAGAGAAGGAGGAACAGCCGCAGUAUGAGGUAAACCUCUACAUGUACCUCUACUUCGUCAUCUUCAUCAUCUUCGGGUCCUUCUUCACGCUCAACCUCUUCAUCGGUGUCAUCAUCGACAACUUCAACCAGCAGAAGAAGAAGUUUGGAGGAAAAGACAUCUUCAUGACAGAAGAACAGAAGAAAUACUAUAAUGCCAUGAAGAAGCUUGGCUCCAAGAAGCCCCAGAAGCCAAUCCCCCGGCCCCAGAACAAAAUCCAGGGCAUGGUGUACGACUUUGUGACGAAGCAGGUGUUCGACAUCACCAUCAUGAUCCUCAUCUGCCUCAACAUGGUCACCAUGAUGGUCGAGACGGACGACCAGAGCCAGCUCAAGGUGGACAUCCUGUACAAUAUCAACAUGGUCUUCAUCAUCAUCUUCACCGGGGAGUGCGUGCUCAAGAUGUUUGCGCUGCGCCACUACUACUUCACUGUCGGCUGGAACAUCUUUGACUUUGUGGUGGUCAUCCUGUCCAUCGUGGGCCUCGCGCUCUCCGAUCUGAUACAGAAAUACUUCGUGUCUCCCACGCUGUUCCGUGUGAUCCGUCUGGCUCGGAUUGGACGUGUCCUGCGGCUGAUCCGUGGGGCUAAGGGCAUCCGGACGCUGCUCUUCGCCCUCAUGAUGUCUCUGCCUGCCCUCUUCAACAUUGGCCUCCUCCUCUUCCUUGUCAUGUUCAUCUACUCUAUCUUUGGCAUGUCCAACUUCGCCUAUGUCAAGAAAGAGUCGGGCAUUGACGACAUGUUCAACUUCGAGACCUUCGGCAACAGCAUCAUCUGUCUUUUUGAGAUCACCACGUCGGCUGGCUGGGAUGGGCUUCUGAACCCCAUCCUCAACAGUGGGCCCCCAGACUGUGACCCCACCCUGGAGAACCCAGGCACCCAUAUCAAGGGUGACUGUGGCAAUCCAUCCAUCGGCAUCUGCUUCUUCUGCAGCUACAUCAUCAUCUCCUUCCUCAUCGUGGUCAACAUGUACAUUGCCAUCAUCCUGGAGAACUUCAAUGUGGCCACGGAGGAGAGCAGCGAGCCCCUGUGUGAGGAUGACUUUGAGAUGUUUUAUGAGACGUGGGAGAAGUUUGACCCGGAUGCCACACAGUUCAUUGAUUACAACCGCCUCUCCGACUUCGUGGACACCCUGCAGGAGCCGCUAAAGAUUGCCAAGCCUAACAAGAUCAAGCUCAUCACACUGGAUCUGCCCAUGGUGCCAGGGGACAAGAUCCACUGCCUGGACAUCCUCUUUGCCCUCACCAAAGAGGUGCUGGGCGACUCUGGGGAAAUGGAUGCCCUCAAGCAGACAAUGGAGGAGAAGUUCAUGGCAGCCAAUCCUUCCAAGGUCUCCUACGAGCCCAUCACCACCACCCUCAAGAGGAAGCAGGAGGAGGUGUGUGCCAUCAAGAUCCAGAGGGCCUACCGCCGGCAUCUGCUGCAGCGCUCUGUGAAGCAGGCAUCCUACCUGUACCGCCACAGCCAGGAUGGCAGCGCGGAUGAGGCCCCGGAGAAGGAAGGACUCAUCGCCAGUGCCAUGAACAAGAUGUAUGGCCGUGAGAACGGAGGCCACUGCAGCGUCCACAGUCAGGGGGAGGAGGAAGGCUCUACAGGGGCUGAGGGACCCCCCUCGGGGCUUACACCUGUCAGCCCCUCAGAUCCUGCCCCACCCCCUGCCCCCCCACCAGGACAGACAGUGCGCCCAGGGGUCAAAGAGUCUCUUGUCUAG